Salvelinus fontinalis (brook trout) is the source of this 3310-nucleotide messenger RNA. RefSeq names its product zinc finger protein 436-like. Bases 463 to 1830 code for a protein of 455 amino acids. NCBI's taxonomy places the organism in Eukaryota, Metazoa, Chordata, Actinopteri, Salmoniformes, Salmonidae. Gene Ontology annotation, cellular component: nucleus. Gene Ontology annotation, molecular function: RNA polymerase II cis-regulatory region sequence-specific DNA binding; DNA-binding transcription factor activity, RNA polymerase II-specific. The record is from RefSeq and is a predicted model, not a curated record. Gene Ontology annotation, biological process: central nervous system development; regulation of transcription by RNA polymerase II. The transcript has 5 exons.
UUCCUCCCUCCCGGAGUCCCCGUGCCGUGCCUCUCCCGGUAGCACCUUACUGCUGGGUAUGAAGAGGUUGUCUGUGUUGCUGGUGGACUGCAGGAAAACAACGGGGCUGAGUGGAACUGUGAGAGGAGGAGGAGAGAAGAAAGGAUCAGAUUUGACUCAUCAAAUCAGCAGGUGGCGAUUUGAGCCUUUCAGGGGAUGCUGCUUGCGUGACGUAUAAUCUAGUGGACGGAACUGGAGGCUUCUUCAACAGCGACAAAAGGCUUCUGAUUCAACCAACGUGGUGGUUUGCUAGCGAACAUUAAACCUAAACAUUGAAACGUUUAAGACAAAUCGUGUGUAUAUUAUUGUUAGUGUUUUAAAAACAAUUCUGUUUACUUAUCUACUAGUUCAUUGAAACGUAGAUUGCUUGUUAAAUUAGCUAAUGUGUUAAAUUGAUACUGCACUAGGCUAAUCGCCCGGAACAUGAGCUCACUAAUCUCGACGGAGAAAGAAGCUCCGGUGAAAGGAGAGGAAGAAGCUUUCAGGAUGAAAAGGGAGGAAGAGGAGGCUAUCUCAUUGAAAGAAGAAGAGGAUGAUAUUACAGUGAAAGAGGAAGAUGGGAAAGAGGUUGUCAAAGUGGAAGAGGAGGAGGUAGAAGCUUUCAGAAUCAAAAAGGAGGAAGAUGCCAUAACAUUGAAAGAAGAGAAUGUAGUGAAAGAAGAGGAAGAACCUUUUAGAGUAAAAGAGGAAGAGGAGGCUAUCUCAAUAAAAGAGGAGGAAGACGUUUUGGGAGUGAAAAAGGAGGAGGCUGAAGAUCGGAUUACAAACAGAGAGAGACGUUACUAUCGUGGAUCCUCUGGGGAGCCUAAACAACAUCCUGAUGCUGAUGAGUCAGAGAAGAAUCUCUCCAGAUCAGAACACCAGAUGGACAACGCUAGCCCUCCCUCCCUCCCGGAGUCCCCGUGUCGUGCCUCUCCCGGUAGCACCUUACUGCUGGGUAUGAAGAGGUUGUCUGUGCUGCUGGUGGACUGCAGGAAAACAACGGGGCUGAGUGGAACUGUGAGAGGAGGAGAAGAGAAGAAAGGAUCAGAUUUGACUCAUCAAAGAGAAAGACCAGACUCAGAGGAACCAGAGCCAGGGACGUCCAAACCAACAAGAAGACACCAGUGUUCCCACUGUGGAAAUUGUUUUAACCAGUUAAGGGACCUGAAACUACACGAGAGAAUACACACAGGUGAGAAGCCUUACCACUGCUCCCAGUGUGGAAAGAGUUUUGACCAUUUAAGUAACCUGAAAAGACAUGAGAGAAUACACACAGGGGAGAAGCCUUACCACUGUUCCCAGUGUGGAAAGAGUGUUAACGAUUUAGGGAACCUGAAAAAACAUGAGAGAAUACACACAGGGGAGAAGCCUUACCACUGCUCCCAGUGCGGAAAGAGUUUUAACGUUUUGGGGAACCUGAAAAUACAUGAGAGAAUACACACAGGUGAGAAGCCUUACCACUGCUCCCAGUGUGGAAAGUGUUUUAACAAGUUAGAUAACCUGAAACAACAUGAGAGAAUACACACAGGUGAGAAGCCUUACCACUGCCCCCAGUGUGGAAAGUGUUUCAAACAGCUGGGGGGCCUGAAAUAUCAUGAGAGAAUACACACAGGGGAGAAGCCUUACCACGGCUCCCAAUAUGGAAAGUGUUUUAACAAGUUAGGGAACCUGAAACAACAUGAGAGAAUACACACAGGUGAGAAGCCUUACCAUUGCUCCCAAUGUGGAAAGUGUUUCAACCAGCUGGGGGAGCUGAAAUGGCAUGAGAGAAUACACACUGGGGACUUGCUGUCUUAUAUUGUUGACUGAUAAUGAUUACCUAUUUUUACCAUAUGAACUUGAAUUGUACAAAGUAUACUAAAACAUAUAUUUGUAUGUUUUUAUUAAAAAACAUGAAUUUAAUAUGGAGUUUGAAAAUAGAGUAGGUCAGAUUCCUUCUGUUUUAAAUGGUGGUUUUUUAAACUCUGACACUGUGUGUGUGUUUAUCUGUGUGUCAUUCCUCCAGCACUGCCGAUAAUCAAGUGAUAUUUGGAUGUGAUGCAUUUGUUCCGUUGUUUACAUUUGCAAUGUUGGCCCACCAAUGAUUUAAUGAAAUGAUAAUGUUCACAGACUCUGUAAUGCAAAAUAUUAAUUGUAUGUGUCCACAUAUCUGAGUAUGUGACUUGUGGUGAAUGAAUCAGAAUUAGUUGGGUAACAUAGAUAAUUAAGAUGUCUUAUCUGCAUAAUAUGCUCAUGUGAUAUACUUGUUAUUAGAAUGUAUUGCUUCGGAAUCUGGUGUUGGCAGUUGCACUUCUUCCCUCAGCUGGGGCUCAGUCACCUGGGGCCCAGAGAGGGGAGAGGUCAGGCUUGUCUUUUACAUGUCCCUGGUGCUAUGCAGAAUAUCAGGAAGGGAAGAGGACAGGAGGGAACAUUGUCUUCAUAUGUGAAUGUAUCUGUUAAACUGUGUGAUUAAUGGGGAACCACUUACUGGUUUCCACAAUGUCUGUGCGCAAGUCACUCCCUCCUUUGGCAUUGGGGGGAGGUGUAUGGCAGUGUCUGGAACCAUUGUAUGGCCUCUCCGAUGUUGCACUUAUCCUGGGAUAGUGUAUGACCUAGAGGCUCACUCCCCUCAGUGAGCUUGUCCAGGAGUGGGGUCAAGAAGGGGUUUUACUUGAGAUGGGAGUAUUUAGAGUUGACAAUUGAGUUAUGCCAUUGGAUGAGUUGGUGUUUUUGUGCUAUGAAGUACCAGGAACGAGAUUAGAACCUCGUCUUAGGGACCAAACUGAAUGAUAAAUUAUAGCGAAUGCUAUCUGGCUACGGGAUACUCCUUUCUCAUUAUAAAGUCUCACUUUGUAAACUGUUCCUAAUAUCUGUGGUUUAUGUCGACUAGGGGGUGGAUCUUUGCUAUAAAAGAUCUCAGUAGCCAUUGUGUUGCCACUCUCAACGGUUCAUUAGAAAUAGUGAAUUGUUGAAAGUCAUUGCAAAGAUCUUAUUAUUAAAGAUGUAGUUUAAGUAUAACUCUGAUUGGUGUGUGAAGUUUGUCUCUCCUCAUUUGGUAAUACAGAAAUUAACCACCACAGACUAACCUUGUGAAACUGACCUAUUAUAAUCUCCUGUUCCUGGGAGUAUCAUCCUGCGUUGCAAACCAGUUUGCACCAGUGCCCUUUGUAUGAAUAAUAUCCCACCCAGGAACAGGAAACUAUAAAGAUAUGUGCUCAUCACCCAAUGCUUCAGGAAUUCAGACUGUCUACACUGCGCUGUGUAACUCUGUUAUUCUCUCUGAGCUCAGAAAUAAAGAAUCUUGGUUUGA